Messenger RNA from Xiphophorus hellerii (green swordtail), 13863 nucleotides. RefSeq names its product WNK lysine deficient protein kinase 1b (gene wnk1b). The transcript has 40 exons. The record is from RefSeq and is a predicted model, not a curated record. Gene Ontology annotation, biological process: protein phosphorylation. Bases 970 to 9114 code for a protein of 2714 amino acids. Lineage: Eukaryota; Metazoa; Chordata; Actinopteri; Cyprinodontiformes; Poeciliidae. Gene Ontology annotation, molecular function: protein serine/threonine kinase activity; ATP binding.
UUGACGAGUCAUCGCUGGAGAGGACCCCAGAGCAGACCGAGCCGCCGCUUUAAACGGGGAAUGUCGCUUCAUCACCGCGGAUUUAUCGCGUCACACGCGCCUUGAGGGGCAAAACGGCGGUUGCAGAAGCGGACCGGACUUCCAUGCAGAUGGUGGUUUUGCACAUUUGAGUGAAGCAGUUAUCUUUUUAGUCUGGACCCGAACGCAGACAACCCCAAAAGAGAGACAGACAGUAAAGUAGUACCAGAGCCGCCACUACAUCGUGCCGAGUCUCGGAGAGGAUUCCCACUGCAGAGGAGUUCAGUAGAGGCUCGUUUAUUCAAGCUUUUACCUUCGUACUUCAGCGGGACCAGCACAACCAACACCAAUGUGAUAGUGACAAAGACUCAAGAAGACCAAGCCGGACCGGGCCGGGCCGGACGAGGCCAGGCCGUACCAGACGGGUCAGCUGGGAGACGGCCUCGUCACAACCUGCCGUUCCAGCUUUAAAGAGAUUCGUCCGUGGCUGUCGGCGUCUGAUUGGUCUCCAGUCCUUCUAUGUUGCAGUCAGCUGUGUCUGGAUGUCGGCAGCAGGAUGGAUUCUGGACUUGAUUUGACCGUUCACACCUCGUUGCAGCGCUGGCCACGCGCCCUGACGGUCUGCCUGUCGUCCCUCGCCUCCCCCGUCUUUAAGCCCCCUCUUCUUACCUGGGGUGUCCCUCAGCCCUGUAAGGAAGGGCCUUAUAGGAACUGUAGGUUGUCUUGUUAAAACAGCUGACGCUGCAGACAGGAAGCAGAUCUGAUAAGUCCUUACAAACUCUUACACACUUUCCUGACACGACUAGUUGCCUUUGCGUUUUUCUGAGAAUAUCUCAAGUUGAGUUCCAAAGUUUACACAGAUAGUUUUGUCUAAUUCCUCACUUUUUUUUUACCUAAGUCCUUAUUUAUAUUUCCGUUUUCUUUCCUUUGUGGUCUGAGCCCUGCAGAAGAAUGUCCGAAAGUAGCAACAAAGCAGUAAAAUUCCUCUCCCCUCAUCCCCCGGCAUCCUCUGACUCCCCCUGCCCGUCACCUCAAACCCCCCACAAGAAUGUGAACGGCUCUGCCAGUUCAGACUCGCACGUCGUGGAGAAGAUCGGCGAGCAGCCUGAGGUGCGUCGGCGGCGCCACACCAUGGAGAGAGACUCCAAAACAGCCGAGCACCGCUUCUUCCGCCGCAGUGUUAUUUGCGACUCUAAUGCCACAGCUUUGGACCUGCCCAGCAAAGCGACCGUGCUUCUCACCUCGCCCCCUGACUGUGAAGGAACUACCCUCUUCUUCUCCCCGCAGAUCUGUAGGUCCGAGGAACAAGAACUCGAGGGCGAGAAGAACGCAAGAGGAUCCUACCUGCAAGGCACCGGCUUUCAGCCUUACUCUGACCGUGGUGGGUUGGUCUCACAGGGUCAUGCACAUCACGCUGAGGAAGAUCUAAAAGUCAUCACUGUGGCUGUUCCCACAAUUAGUAGUGCUGAUUAUGGUGCAAAGGGGCCAACAAAAGAGCCAACCCCGACAGUAUUGGAUGUUACGGAUAGAGUGGCAGGCAAACAGCCUGAUGUCAAGUUGUGUGCCAGAGGGAUGCAGGAAGCACAAUGUUCGUCAAAGGACGAUAAAGUCGAUAAACCAGCACUCGAGGGGAACAUCAGCAGCCCGAUCGAGGAGAAGGACCAGGAGACAGAGGAGGAGAGGGGGCAAGCGAAAGCGAGAGCUGAGCAGAGGGAGGCCGAGAAACGAGUGCAAGAGGACAUAGAGGAGGCAGAAACGAAGGCCGUAGGGACUUCGCCGGACGGGCGCUUCCUAAAGUUCGACAUAGAGAUUGGGAGAGGGUCUUUCAAGACCGUGUACAAGGGACUGGAUACGGAGACGACGGUGGAAGUGGCAUGGUGUGAGCUGCAGGACCGUAAGCUGUCCAAGUCGGAGCGCCAGCGGUUCAAAGAGGAAGCCGGGAUGUUGAAGGGUCUCCAGCAUCCUAACAUUGUCCGCUUCUAUGACUCCUGGGAGGGUUUGUGCAAAGGAAAGAAAUGUAUUGUUCUCGUCACUGAGCUCAUGACAUCUGGCACGCUGAAAACAUACCUGAAGCGCUUUAAGGUGAUGAAAAUCAAGGUCCUGCGCUCAUGGUGCCGGCAGAUCCUUAAAGGUCUCCACUUCCUGCACACCAGGGCCCCACCCAUCAUCCACCGGGACCUGAAGUGCGACAACAUCUUCAUCACGGGUCCCACGGGCUCUGUGAAGAUCGGAGACCUGGGACUGGCCACGCUGAAGAGGGCCUCCUUCGCCAAAAGUGUCAUAGGUACCCCUGAGUUUAUGGCUCCUGAGAUGUAUGAGGAGAAGUACGAUGAAUCCGUAGAUGUCUACGCCUUCGGGAUGUGCAUGCUGGAGAUGGCCACCUCUGAGUAUCCCUACUCAGAAUGCCAGAAUGCGGCGCAGAUCUACAGACGGGUAACAAGUGGAGUAAAGCCUGCGAGUUUUGACAAGGUGGCCAUUCCUGAGGUGAAGGAAAUUAUAGAGGGCUGUAUAAGAACAAACAAAGAUGAGAGAUAUGCCAUAAAGACCCUGCUGAACCACGCGUUCUUCCAGGAGGAGACGGGGGUCAGGGUUGAACUUGCGGAGGAGGACGAUGGGGAGAUGAUUGCGAUCAAACUUUGGCUCAGGAUAGAAGACGUCAAGAAGCUCAAAGGCAAAUAUAAAGAAAACGAAGCCAUCGAAUUCUCCUUUGACCUCAACAGAGACGUACCUGAAGAUGUGGCGCAGGAAAUGGUUGAGUCUGGCUAUGUUGCCGAGGGUGACCACAAAACCAUGGCCAAGGCGAUCAAGGACCGCGUGUCUCUGAUCCGAAAGAAGAGAGAACAGAGGCAGCUAGUGCGGGAAGAACAGGAGAAGAGGAAGCUGGAGGCUGAGAAACGGCAACAAGAGGCUUUCAAAGCUCCACACACCCAGUCGAAGACAGAAGAAACGGAGGCAGAACAACUUCACCAUCAGCAGACGGGCCUCUCUCACACAUCUGAAGGCGGUUUGGACAGCGGACAGGGCUCCUCAGUUUUCUCCUCCGACUCCCCCCACCUGGGUCAGCUGACCAUGUCUUACAGCUGCCCCCCGACCUCCCAGCCCCCCUCCCAACCCCAGACCCCUUACCCCCAAACCCCCACUGUUGCCUCGCAUCAACAUCCAGGCUACUCCCAACCACCGCAGCCGAUGCCUGCGUCACACGGCCGUCGAAGCCGUAGCAUGUCUAUUUGCGUCCCCCCUUCUUCGUACUCCUUUUCCCACGCUCCUUCAUCCCUGGCCGUUCCUCCGAAAGAGGCCGCCACGCCUCCUCCAGACCUGUCCUCCCACACCUCCACCACCUCCCCCUGCGCACCUCUCGCUUCUGAGAGGGACACAUUCGCUGGCCGCCUCUCCAAGGCCCUGGAGACGGUGCUGCCCCUGCACUCGGGCUCCUCCCAGCCCAGGGCCAGGCAGCGGAGGGCCAGUCUGCCUGCCCUGUUCUCCACCCCUCAGCAUUCAAUGCCACACCCCUUCGGUGGAGGAGCAAGCUUGGCCGGAGGAGUCCCAACUUUCCCGGAGCCUCCGGCUAUUUUCUUCCCCGCCAUCCCCGAGCGCCCCAUUUCCUUCUCUCCUCCUCCCACUGGCCCUCCGAAGGGCUACAACACCCAGAGACGUAAAAGCACCUCCAUUCUGGAGGCGCAUACGCGGCACUUCCAGCCCGCAUACCCUCGCUACGGGAGCACCCUGCACCCGUUUUCUGGGAUGGAAACUGUUGAGGGUCCGUCUCUCUUUAUGGUGAAUCCUGGCUUUGCAGCAGCGGCUCAGAGACUCGGCCCUGGCGAUUCUCUGCAUCUCCCGGGGCAAUCCGAGCCGACUCUGUAUGGCUAUAAGGACAUGAAAGCGGAACAUGAGGAAGCAGUGAGGCGGCUGAGUCUUAAUCAAGCCGCUUUGUUGGACCAUUACGAAGCAAUGGCGUAUGCGGGGUAUCCGAUGACUGCCCACCAGCUGGGUCACCUGAGUUUCCAUCAUCAGAGGCAAGCUGCAGCAGCGGGCUUGGGCUUUGAUCCUGGUCCUCCACCUCAACCAGGGUUCAUCCACCCACAGAUCAUGCAGAGAAUAAGCGCACACAGCCCAAUACCUCCGACGCUGCCCCCCAUGGCUCCUUCCUCCAGUGGUUCAAUCUCUUCUUCGUCGUCCGAGGGUUGCUUUCCUCCACAGCAUGCGUCCUCAUCCCCCUACCCCAUUUCUGCACCUCCAGUAAUGGCCGAUGCGCCGCCUGCUGGAAGUGUUUUUGAGUUUCAUCUAGCUGCAGCCGCUGCGGCCGCCGCUGCAGACCCAAACCUGCUGGCGUCCAGGAUUUACAGAGCUCGCCGCAGCUCCAUGGACCUCCCUCUGGAGGACAGCUCUGGGACGGGGUCGGGUGGUUCGGGUACCUACAACCGACUUCAGCCGGUAACAGAGGAGCUCUAUGCCUACAUCAGUCCAGAGCUUCCUUUGCCUCCAGGAAAUCUCCUCCUUCACCACAUCGGUUUGACCGCAAAGGACCGAAGCCCUGAACCGUCCAGCGACUCUCUGGCCUCCUCUGAUGCAGGAGAGUUUCAGUCGCCUCCUCCCCCAAAUCUCCCCGCUCAGUUCGACUCGUCGGCCGCUCAGACAAUCCCUCGGCCCUCCUCUUCCGCACACUACAAUUCCUCGGCGGGAGCCCAUCUCCAAGAACCCCAGGGUCAUCCGCCUUCAGUCCAGAACUUUUUCCCUCCUACCCCGUCGUCUGAACUCCCACCUGGUGGUGCAUCGUCAGCUCAGCCGGAGUCUCUGCAGAGUCCCUGGCCCCGGCAGGAAGCCCAGCACAUUGCAGCCCAGCAGGAGUCAUUGCAGGCUGCUAUUCCCCCUCUGCAGCAGGUUCAGACUCCCACCCCUAAACCAAGUUCAGGAACUCCUCUGGUUCCUGCCGCCACUCAGCCUGAUCCCACAGGAACUUCCCAACAGGCUGUGUUAUCUGGUCAGAGUUCUGUUUCCCUUCAGAGUCCAACACACACAACGCUGCAGCAGACGUCUGCACAGCCCAGUUUACCUCCACCAACUUCUACUGUUCCCAUGGUGACCCUCCCUUCUCCGUCGGCUCUUCCGACACCAGUCGUGCCCUCCCUCCCCUCUCCUCUGCCAAUCCCUGUUGGGGUGGUGCCUACACUCGUUCUCUCUCCUCUUCCUCCUGUGCCCACACCUGUGCCUCAGCCUUUGGCCACUGUGGUGCCAGUCAUCAGCGUAGUCACCGUCCCUCCUGACUCUCCCAUGGAAGCCCCUCCUAAGUCGGCGUCGCAAGCUUCAGAGGGCCAAUUACAGCCACCCCAAGUUCUCUCAUCUAUAGAAAGCGGCCACUCGGAGACCUCAGGCCUGAGCGACGGAAACGAAGGAGGCGCCGGCCGUCAUGAGGGUCGCUCCACCAAACGGCAUCAGAGGCGUUCUGUGCGGAGCCGGUCGCGCCAUGAGAAGACAUCCAAGGCGAAACUCCACGUCCUCAGCAUCUCCAACCGAGGAGACAGAGUGGCAGAGUGUCAGCUGGAGACUCACAACAGGAAGAUGGUGACAUUUAGGUUUGAUCUGGAUGGAGACAACCCUGAGGAGAUCGCCCAGAUCAUGGUUGAGAGUGAGUUUAUCCUGGAGAGUGAGCGGGAGUCGUUCAUUGAGCAGGUCAGAGAGGUCAUCGAGAAUGCUGAUCAGAAGGGAGACACAGGUGGUCAGAUGAUUGGUGACAAGGAAGAGCAGAUUCCUGCGAGAAGCGGCCCCAUGCCGGACAUCCCUCCCAGUGCGACGUCACAGGUGGUCCACUCAGCAGGACGGAGAUUCAUCGUUAGUCCUGUACCAGAAGGUAGACUGAAGGACCAAACCCUGCCCCCCUCACCUACACCUGCCCCGCCAACUCCAUCUGAAGCUGCUCAGUCUGAUACUCCUGGCCAAAUGUUGGUAUUUUCCCAGUCUGCCGGAGCGGUCACGUUACAGCAAGCCUUCUCUGAGCUCAGGCAGAGUAAAAACCAGUACGACGCAGGUCCUAACACCGCCCCGGCCUCCGUCCACUCCACACAUCCUCCCCUGCAGCCCGCAGCAGUGGCGGCCUCCCCACACAGCAGCGUAGUCACUCCCUCCGUGGAUUCAAGUCUAAAUCAAGUCAAAGAGCAGCUCACUGAAGCGCCUCCUCUUUCCCUCUCCUCCACCUCUGCAGCCCCCGUCUCCUUCAGUCCUCCCUUUUCUUCGUCUCCUCCUCCCACCGCGGUAAAUCAGAUUAUCCUCCAAGCUCAGCCCGUGAUGCAGGCUGCGUCUCGACCACAAGCACAAAGUCAGACGCAAACUCAGCCCCCGGCUUAUAUCCAGCCCCAAACGGUUUCCGCCGCCUCGCUGCCUACCUCCGUACCAACGGCCAGCAUCCCGCCGACGGUGCUCACUUCCUCUCUUCUAGGCCAGACUGUCCCGUUUGUAUCCUCGCCUCCUUCUUCUACUCUCAAACUCUCAUCGGAUAAUCCGUCAGUCUCCCCCACCUCAGCCUCCGCUAUCCCCACUACCGCCAUCCCAGGUCCACAGAUCUCUCCACCCUCCUCCGCCCCUCCAGUUCCCGCAGCUGGCUUGUCCACCUCUGUGGGUCUCCAGCCGGUGACCACAACCAUUCCUCCGGUCCAGCCCACUCUGGUCCACUCACAGCCACAGACUGCAGCCCUGCCGGGGCAGACACACACACACUGUGGAGAAUGUGACACGAGGACUGAGGCUUCCUCUGAGUCCGUAGGCAAACCGGACGACAUCCAAGCUCUGGACAUGAAGCUGCGCUCGCUCUUCAUGGACCUCGGCGGAGGGGUGCCAUCCACACAGGGAGACAUCUUACCUGCUGACCCCGCCUCCGGCGCCGCGGCGGCUGGUACCUCGUCCCCCAUCAGCGCUGGCCCUACCUCCACCACAUCUGUAACAGCUCCUGGCUCCACCCAGUCGGUCAACCCACCGCUGCCCCCCUCCAGCCUGGCAUUGGGCCCUCUGGGGUCAGCGGCACCCAUGCAAGGCCCAGGGACACCUGUAGCUACCCCAGCAUCGUCCAUCAUCCCUGCCUCUUCCAUGGGCCAGACUACUCCAUCCAAAACCCCCCUAUCCAGGGUUCCGGCCACUUCUCCUUCUGCAGAACUCCUGACACCCUUCCCUGGACCUUGUCUAAUACAGUCACAGCAGCCUCUGGAAGACCUGGACGCCCAGCUGAGGAGAGCAUUGAGUCCAGAAACUGUCCCUGUCUCUCACAGCAGUGUUCCUUCAAUAGGACAGCCAAUUCCAUUCUCACUGGAAGAAGAAAAAGCCGCUUCCCCUGCUCCUCCUCCUACAGGUGGAAUUAAAUUAGGAAGAUUUCAGGUGUCCUUGGCUGCUGAAGAGCCUGCUGUCCAGCGCCCGUCCUGCACCGAGUCUUCCUCCACCACCUCCUCCACUUCAUCCUCCUCCUCGUCCUCCAGCCUCUCCAGUCCGGAGAACACGUUGCACAAAGACUCCCCGUCCCGUCUGAGAGGGAAAGGAGUAAAAAGCGGAGACGUUGUGGACGGACUCCCCCAGAAGACUCCGGCGGGAUCCCACCUCAUCUCCCCUCUCGGUUCCCCGUGCCUCUCCCCCAAACCCACCACCACCAUCGGCCGCUUCCAGGUUACGACCAACUCUGAGACCCGGGUCGGGCGGUUCUCGGUCAGUCGUGCCCAGGAGCAGAACCAGGAGCCCAAGCAGAGCCCUCCACCUGCUGCUCGGGUUGCUGCUAACGGACCCAGCAAUCCCGGACAGGUUCUGUCUCCAGACUCGCCUCAUAAAGCCUCUCUACCAAGCCUAAACAACAACUCCUUCAACAACUCCUACAUGAGCAGCGACAACGACUCUGAAUUUGAGGAUGAAGACUUUAAGCAGGAAGUCAGAGGCCUCAGAGAAAAGCACAUACGUGAAAUUCAGGCCCUCCACUCUCGCCAGAAGGAGGAAAUCGAGUGUUUGUUUACAAGGCUGGGAAAGGUUCCUCCAGCUGCCGUGAUCCCACCCCUCAUCGCCUUUACUGGCAGAAGGCGGCGACCCACCAAAAGUAAAUCUUCAAAAUCGUCCAGAAGCAGCUCCACCCAUGGCAGCAAGAGCCCUUUACAGCCAGGCAGCACUUUAUCCGCCCAGAGCGUCCCGGCCGUGUACCCCGGCCAGCUGCCUCUGCUGGCCCCCGGAGUGCUGGCCGACACCGUGCUCCAGCCCCUCAAGCAGUCCGCGUCCAGCGGCAACCUCUGUUCGGCCUACACCAGCGAGGCGGCGCUGUCUGUGCCCAGCUUGUGUGCUCCGACCCCAGGCUGUGUAAAGUUCAGCUGGGGUUCGGAGCGUGUGGCCUUCAAGCCGGGUGGCAGGAGGACGCGCUUUCUGAGUACGCCCUGCUUGGCUCUUUGGAAGAUGGUGAAAAAAGUCUGCCCCUGCAACCAGCUCUGUAGGACAAACAGCACCAACGCAGUGAGCGGUUCAGAGGGGCUGGGUCAAAGCCAGGGGGGUUCUCAAUGUCUGGCGCCCAACAUGCCAGCACCCCACCAGAGGAAAGGAACCUUCACCGAUGACCUCCAUAAACUGGUGGACAACUGGGCCAGGGAUGCCAUGAACCUCUCACAGGGUAAAAGGAGUGCCAAACAGCAGCAGCUGCAGCAGGCCCCAGCACAGGGACACAGUUAUGAGGUUACCCAGUCGGCCAGUCUGGGCAGGAAGUACUCUGCUCCCAGCCAGCUGUGUCCCUGCAGCAUCGGAGGCUCCGCCCACCUCCCUGCAAACCCCACCAGCGCUACCUCUCUGGCUGCCAGAAAAGGCUCCCUCUGCCACCCUCCCGCCUCCUCUGCCCUGCCCCAACUCCAGCCCCCCCAGUUUAUCCCCUACGCCCCCAGUGCCACCUACACCACCCAGUGGUGCGGUCCGGCUCACAGCAUGACGAACCCGCAGCAAGCACCACCGCAGCCUCUCUUAGUCAGCGCCUCCCAGCCUCUGGGGCCCUACGCCCCUCCACAGGGCCAUCUACCGGGACAGGGCCCCUACCUGCUCACUGCCACUCUGCAGAAGUCAGUGAGCAGCCCAGGGGGGCCGAACAUGAGGACCACGUAGGGUCUGGCCGCCCGGGCCGGUUUUACUGACAGACGGCCCAGUUGGACAAGUGAAAGGCGGCUUGUUUUGCAGCCAGAGAAAAAUGAGAUGCACUGGAGUGGAGAAAAAAAAUCAUAGCAGAAAAACAAAAUGUUAGCAGUGUGUAGGUGAGGCGCCCUCCUUGCUUUGGGGUCGUGACAACCAGCCAAAGGAUCAAACAGAAAGGAGAAGAAAUGCAUGUUUUGUUUAAAGAGGUUUCUGACCAAGUGCAGUGUUUGUUGGGUGCAUCACAGCAAAUGGGAAUAUCUUUGGAAAGUUCAUUUUUUCAGUAUUUUAAUUCAGUAAUAACAAAUAGAUUCAUUACACACAGAGUGAUAUAACUGGAGGAUUUAUUCCUGUUGUUUUUUAUGAUUAUGGCUUAUAGAUGAUGAGAGUAAAAUGAGCAAAAAAGCAAUAACUUUUAUUUUUAAAAAGUUAGUGUUUUGACCUUGUCAUGACUUACACAAUCAGAAGUAAGCACAGUUUUUCCUUCCACUAAACUUCUGACAUUUAUAUGUUUGAUACAGAACUCUGUUCCCAGCGAGAUUCUUCAGCAACAAUCUGCUGGAUUGCUGUCGAGAAUAUCAUAUUCUGAUUUUCUGAGAAACAGAGUUAUGAGUUUUUAUCACCUACGGUGUAGAAUUAUCAACAUUAAGAAAAAAAACCUUGAGAUAUAUCACUGUGUGUGAUGAAUCCCUAUAACUCUUGUGUGUCGCAGUUUGAAUUAAGCUACUGAAGUAAACAAACUUUUCAAUAAUUUGUUAGAUUACUGAGAUUCACCUAUAAGAUGAUUGUUUAGAAGCAAAUUAUUAUUUUUUUCAACUUUGUACUCGUUUUCUUUUUAAAGCAAAGUCUCCAAACAGAGUGAAUCCAGCAAAGCACCACGGCAAAUACAGGUGUUUGCACACGAAAGCAUGAGUUCAGUGUGUGCAAUCUUAAAAAGCACAAAAAAACGAAGAGAUCUCAAAACCAGUGCAUAUCAAGGUGUUGUACCUCAACUGGUUUUGUUUUUUGUUUUCCUCCCUCCGAUCAAUUAUUUAACAAGUUGGGGAAGAAGAGGAGAACGGGCCUCAUCUGCUCACCGUUUGGGCCAAACAGCUGCCUCUACACUCCAGAUGCCUCCUCCUCGUCACGCCUCAUCCUCUCACCCCGCCGCUCGCCUUUCUGUGUCGCCGUGUGAAGCAAUAACAGCAGCAACCUUUUAGGAAGGGAAGGGGGGAACAAAACAAAAGAGCUCAAAAUGAGAAAAACAAGUGGCCUUGUUAUCAGAAUAAUAUCAGAGUCCUUGUACAGUUUUAUUUUUUUCUCCGAAUGUCUGCUUAUGAUGAUUCCAUUUUGGUGUUUAUUUUGGUUUUGUUGGGUUUGUUUUGCUCGCUGCCACCACACACACACACACACACACACACACACACACACACACACACAAUGCACAAGACGUGCACAAAAAAGCAAAUAUACCCACACAGACGAGGCGUGGCAGCAGUUUAACUGACUUGGACUCACAGAUGUAUGCCUCAUUUCUGACUAGGCUGGUUUCAACGUUUGUGUUGAAAUAAUUGCAAAUGUAAAUUACUAUAUUAAUGUUAUUCUAUUUAAGAAGAAACAAAUAAUAAUAAAAAGAAACCCGUGUUCUGUCAAUGGACCUGUUACGUGCACAUCGCUGUACGAUGUGGAGACACUGUGAUUAUUCUUGUUUAUUCUUAGCAAAAAAAAAAUGUUGUUGGACAACAUUAGUUUUUAGGGCGACGCGUCACAAAAAGCAUUCAGAGAGCGGUUCGAGUCGUUUCCUUUUCAGUUCAAUGGCUUUCCAUCAAAAUUUGAAAACAAAAAUGCAAAACCAGGCACGGGCUGGUAAUUUCAAACAAAAAUGUCCGACUUUCAAAGCACUUUCACAGCUACCAAAAUCAAGCCGUUCCUAGAGUUUGUUGCUUCGAAGCACCAGAGAAAUUAUUUUUGCAACAGGAACCUCAGUAACCACAAAUACUGUGCAUUAUGUUUAUGACUGGAAAAAAAACAUUAGUCUUCCUCGUUGCAAGGAAAGAGUGACAUUUCUUUCAGUAAAAUGACAAUUUGCUGCAAUGGAUGGAGACGGAGCUAAACUGUUUGUCUAAUUUGUAUACAGCCAGAUAAAUCUGAUUGCUAUAGCACUUUCUCUAAUUACCUAAAAUGUAACAGUAUUGCAGAAAAUUUAGCGAUUUCUGACACUUUUUAAAAUUUUACUGUACCGGAAACUGCUUACAUUGAGAUUUUGUUCCUUUUUAUUAUGCAAGGGGAAAGUUUAGCAUUUUUUCAGGCUGCAACAGUUUCUUAGGCAUUUCCUUUGAAGGACUUUAAAUUGUAGAAACAACAACACAAACGAUUAUUCUCCAUUUUGAAACUGUAUGUUAUUUAACACCUUGAAUCCGGUAACAGGCCCAUGCCUCGUGACGUUACUUUCAACAACAAAAAAAUCAUCCUGGCAUCCAUAUUCAAGCUUGUAUAUAUAUAUAAAAAAAAAUCCAAUGCCUUAUUGAUAGCUGAUCAUCUUCUCUGAUUACUUAUUGAACUGAAAGUGGAAACUGACCUCGUUCCUGCGUUCGAAUGGCAGGAUAGUUGAUAUUUAGAUAAUAAAAUAAAGCUAGCUAUUUUUUUCUUAAUACAGUACUUAUAUGUCAGCCACUUUAAACAUGCCCUCCUGCUCCCUUUCCACCCUGGUAUUGUUGGAUGAAUGUGAAUGUAUAAACCAAUGGUGUCCAUUUUAAUGUACUUGAAAAGAAAAACUGUUUUGUCUUUUUGUUUUCACUGUUUUUGCCCCUAAAUCUUAGAGCCUUGGGUUAAAACCGGAGGAACUUAUAGUGCCUUGCAUCCUUCCUGUUGCUUGUCGGUUGAAAGCGGCAGAAUGCGUUUGGAUUUUCCCUGAGCCAGCGACGGUUGGCUGCGUUGAAGGUGCGACGGUGAUAAAUGAGGAGUUUACUUUCUGCAAAAAUGCAAACAUUUGACUGCUGUUCAAGUUGGACGAUAAAGAUGGGAAGGUAAAUCUGUCGUCACUCUGCCGCUGUUCAAUCCAGAAGUUAACGGUUAGAAAAGGCAGUCAGUCGUCAGUGUUGUUUCUGUUGCUGUGAGUCUUUUCAUUUUUAAGGAGGGAAGUUGUUAAAGAUUGUAUCUGAAGCUUGGACCACUCUGUACUCUGGGUGCAACAUACUGCUUUCUUAACUUGAACCGAAAGUUUCACUUGAGGUUGUUUGACAUAAAAAAAAUAUAUAUCUUAUUUUAAGACAUCCUUAAUUUUCCUCUGAAUAGUUUGACAUGGUGAGCUGCACAGGGGUUCUGUAAAAUGCAGAAGAAGUGAAUGGAAGUAGCUGAAAAUCUCACUCUUCUAAACACAUCACUGUGUUUUCAGAUGGAAGGGUUUAGCUACAUUAAUGUAGCUGUGUAAACAGCAUUUGUAAACAAAUACCAGAUAAAUCGAUUUUAUAAUCCACCCAAAAUAUUUUCAGACAUGCAUAAUUCCACCAGAAUGUGCUGUUUGGUUACUGGGGACGCAGUGGUUGUGUAAAACAUGGCAGCAGCUAAGUCUCACUUUUCUUUACAAAAUCAAUUUCUAUUCUUAGUAUUUAAAGGACAGUAAGUUUUUAUUUCGCAAACUUACUAUCCUGUCAGUUUGGAGGUUUUUUGAGUGCUUGAUGCUUAGUUUUUUCACCCUUCACAGUUUUUGUUUGUUGCUGUUUUUCAUCGAGAAAAGGUAAACAUUUCUUUAGAUGCAUAAGGUUGAGGCGGCACAAAUGGGAAUUCAGCAAAUUUUACUCCUAAAUGUCUAGGAACCGAAGCAUGGCACAUUUGGGAGGUUAAGCACAGUGAUGGUUUUGUUGCUGGGGAAUGUAUUCAAUUUCAGUUACAUCACUCUAGCGCCCUUUGUUUCUAAACAUUUUAAAUAUAUCUUGUGCAAAUUUGGUGGUUUGUAUUGUGGCAUUUUCCCAUCCCCAAAAACAAUUUUUCUUAUGCUUUUUUUUUUUAUGUUAAAACUGUGAAUGCUCUCUGAGCCGGUUUCCUUUAGAUCUGUGAAUGACCUUUCCUCCUGACCCGCAACAAUACCACAGCACAAAGACAUUUGUGUUAUUUUUUUUUUAUUAUUAUUAUUUUUUCAGGUAACCUUAUUGGUGGAUUAACAUCAGAAGAAAACAGAUUUAACAGCAUUUUAUUGCUGGAGCUGCUCUGGUUGCCAGGCAAAAGUAUUGCUAAUGAUUUCCACAUUUAACUUGUUCCCCAUUUAAAUAAGUACUUGCAGUGCAGAGCAGUGAAGUUAAAGUGACCCUAUGCCAUGAAGCUAUAAAAGAGUAGAACUAAAAUGCAGUGCCGCUUUAAUACAACAUUAGCUGCGUUGCUUUUAUCCCCUUCUCUCAAGAAAGCAUUUUGUCAAUCGUAACAUUAGUUUCUCAUACUUAAACAUACUUUUGUUUCGACAUCUUUAUCAAAUUUGGUCCUUUUUUUAUUCAUAAUUUUUAAGUCUCAGUAGUUUUAGGAGCUGUUUCAAAGCUUGUUUGCUCCUUCUUCUGCACUGUGCUCAGCGUCGUGCAGAAGGGGCUGAGCGAAUGACGGCAAACGGAAAAAUAACACCUGGGGCGGUAUGUUUUGCACUUACUAUAUAGAGUGUUCAAGCUUCAAAUUAAAAAUGAACAUUUGCGUUACAACACAAUGAAAUUUGUUACUUUAUUUGUAAAAACUUAAUAAAUAAAGUUGUUUAAAUGAAUGGGA